Molecule: messenger RNA, 1764 nt
Organism: Tachysurus fulvidraco (yellow catfish)
Lineage: Eukaryota; Metazoa; Chordata; Actinopteri; Siluriformes; Bagridae
Product: E3 ubiquitin-protein ligase TRIM39
Exons: 11
Coding region: 131-1423 (430 amino acids)
Molecular function (GO): protein binding
Source: RefSeq, a predicted model, not a curated record
GUUCACACGGCACUGAGACAAAAGCAGGAGACGAGAGAGAUCCUGCGCUCUUCUUCACCUGCCGCUUCCACCUGAACACGGCUUCUGCAUUAACACACGGCGAAGGGGAACUUGUAACAGUGUGCACAAGAUGAAGGGGAUUCUUAAAGACAAAAAACAGAAAUUUAAUUCUGUGGCCAACGUGGAGGGACAGAGCCACUCGAUUUGUGUGGUGCGCUGGAAAGAAGAAACGCUGGAGGUUCACAGCUCGGCUCCCAGCAGCCCGUUCAAGAGCGGCAAAAGCACAUCUUCACGCGUGCAGCAAAGACAUCAGCAGAGCCUGAAAGACUUCCGCAGCUUGCAGGAGUGCAUCAACUUCCUCAACAGCUGGAAGUUACAGGUGGCACAAGUCUGUAAGGGAAGCGAUGGCGCUGACGAACGCGCUUCAGGCUCGUCAGAUCGCCAUGACGACCCUCGAACCGAGCGCAGCCUGGAGGAGAGCCGCAAACUCAUCCUGCAGUGGGCUGAUGAACUCAAGAGUGUCGACAAGGUAUCAAAAGAGAGCCCAUGGCUGCAGGAGAGGUUCAAGUGCAGUGAGGAUGAUGAGCAGACGAAGAAAGAGGAGGAGCAUGGAGAAGAGGUUCAGCAGAGGGUCAUGGAGUGGGCCAAAGAGCUGCAGAGUGUCUCUGAGAGCUGUGGCAUGCUGGGAAAUGAGCUGGCACAGAUGCUCCGUCUGCUCGGCCUGAGGAAGAAGAGGCUCGUUUCUUUGAUGCCGUUACUCGAGUUCAUCACCUGGUCCUUACUGACGGACGACAGCAAGGAUGUGGUUUCUCAGCUGUGGCUUUUGGCAAAGCAGCGAUCCUGGGAAGCAGGUACACAACAGUACAUACCCAACUCUGUGUGGAACUGGAUCACCAGCGCUUCAGUCAAUGUUACCCUCGACCCUCUGACAGCUCACCCCUGGCUGCUGGUCUCCGAUGAUCAGAAGAGGGUACAGGAGGGUCCGGAGGAAGCCGACCUGCCGUACAGCCCUCAGCGCUUCGACAGCUGGCCGUGCGUCCUGGGCUGGACGGGCUACACCAGAGGCCGCAGCUACUGGGAAGUGGAUUUAGCGAACAACGGCUACUGGAGAAUCGGAGUCACCGCCGCGUCAUCUAAGAGGCACGGCCGCUUCCCCAUGAAGCCUUCGAAAGGGUACUGGGUGCUGUGGAGGAGCACACGGCAAUUCUACGCAUGCACGGACCCCGAGACGCUGCUGCCUCUCACGCUGGUGCCCAAGAAGAUGGGAAUAUACGUCGACUACGAGGAAGGCCAGAUCUCUUUCUACAACGUCGAGAACAAAUCGCACAUCUUCACCUUCACGGGGAAUUUCCACGGGAAACUUUACCCUCUCUUCGCCCCGCUGGACGGCAGGACCGUCAUGACUAUAUCCUCUCCUAAAUAGAUGGUUUCCUUUCUGUCGCACACGACACGGAACAUUUUAACGACCUGUCCUUAAUUCAGCAACGGAGUAGCAUUAUUUAAUAUAUUUAUGACAUCUUAUUAAACUAUUGUAUAAGCAUGCACUAUACUUUCUGUCUUUCUCUCUAUGUUCAUUUAAUACUGUAAUUGUAAUUGCUGCUAGACUGCACUUUAUUUUACACAGAUUAUGUCUUCAUGUCUUCUUGUAAUACUGUACCUAUAGGAAUAUUUGUCAUAUCGAGCACAUUGUUGUCAGAGGAUGACCGAUAGUUUCAUUUUGUUAGAAAUUUGUUAACUUUCUCUUCAAUUAAUUGCAUUUCAGUG